Theobroma cacao (cacao) is the source of this 739-nucleotide messenger RNA. Its product is annotated as putative 2' cyclic ADP-D-ribose synthase BdTIR. The record is from RefSeq and is a predicted model, not a curated record. NCBI's taxonomy places the organism in Eukaryota, Viridiplantae, Streptophyta, Magnoliopsida, Malvales, Malvaceae. Gene Ontology annotation, biological process: signal transduction.
UUCUUUGAGACACCAUGCAGAUGCAACGCUACUCAUCAGCCGCCAUCGUGAACUUCCAGCGCAACUUUCUUGCUCGCCUAACAGCAACGAGUAAGAUGGCGAAUAGGGUCGUGACAAAUAAAGAUUGUGAUGUUUUCAUUAACCAUAGAGGCAUUGACACCAAGAGGACUAUAGCUACCUUACUCUACGAUCACCUCUCGCGGCUAAACCUAAAACCUUUCUUGGACAACAAAAACAUGAAACCCGGUGAUAAGUUGUUCGACAACAUCGAUAACGCGAUAAGGAAUUGUAAGGUUGGCGUGACUGUGUUCUCACCCAACUACUGCAAGUCCUACUUCUGCCUCCAUGAAUUGGCUCUUAUCAUGGAGUCCAAGAAGAAGGUCAUCCCAAUCUUCUGUGACAUUAAACCUUCACAACUUCGUGUUGUGAACGAUGGAAAUGUCCCUGCCAAGGAUCUCCAGAGGUUCAAAUUGGCUGUUGAGGAGGCCCAAAGCACCGUAGGGCUCACGUUCGACUCUUUAAAAGGGAAUUUAUCUGAUGUGGUGACCAGUGCUUCAGACUUUGUCAUCGAAAGCUUGAUUGAGAUGGGGAAUGAAAAACAGAUGGUUAAGAGCUCGAGGGCUUCUCCAAUAACCCUUUGAGACUCAAAGUUAAUUAUGCUGCUGUCAUCAAACUGUUGACUUCUUUUCUUUUGCAUUACAUUCAAUUCCUGUUAAUAAGCCUAGUGAUUCUUUCCUUU